Molecule: messenger RNA, 1320 nt
Organism: Micropterus salmoides (largemouth bass)
Lineage: Eukaryota; Metazoa; Chordata; Actinopteri; Centrarchiformes; Centrarchidae
Gene: cbln4
Product: cerebellin 4 precursor
Exons: 3
Coding region: 340-921 (193 amino acids)
Molecular function (GO): protein binding
Source: RefSeq, a predicted model, not a curated record
UUCGCCUCUCAGAUCGGAACAGUCUUCUCUAAAACACUCAACACUGUCUACUUUUGUCUCAUCCACCUGCUUUAAAUAAAGUCUGAAAAUGAGACGCAUAGACAACAGUCGGUGAUUUCUGUGUUUGCAAAAGAAGGUUUAGACUUAAUACGGAUUCUUUUUUUUCUUGAUGUCUCACUUGGAUAUUGCACAUAUCUGGAUCCAAUAAGAGAAUUUCUCAGCGUCAGACGCGUCUGCGGCGGGGGAGACCAGCGGAGGGACUCGGAAACUUGUGUGGUGCAGGAGACGGUCUCUCUUUUCCAAUCGGCGCUGCCACAGCUGUCAUAGAGAGAGAGAGCCAUGGUGAACUCCCUCUUACUGAUGCUCAGCUGGACUGUGAUCGCUGAGGUGGCGAGAGCUCAGAAUGACACGGAACCUAUCGUCCUGGAGGGAAAAUGCCUCGUGGUCUGCGACUCUAACCCGACCACGGACUGGAAGGCUUCGUCCUCUCCUCUCGGCAUCUCAGUGCGCGCCGCAAACUCCAAGGUGGCUUUCUCUGCAGUCCGGAGCAACAACCAUGAGCCGUCGGAGAUGAGCAACAAAACGAGAAUUAUCUACUUCGACCAGGUUCUUGUGAACAUAGGAAACUACUUCACAUUUGAAUCAGUAUUUUUGUCCCCAAGAAAAGGAAUCUACAGUUUUAACUUCCAUGUCAUUAAAGUGUACCAGAGCCAAACCAUACAGGUGAACUUGAUGUUGAAUGGAAAACCAGUCAUCUCUGCCUUUGCGGGUGACAAAGAUGUAACUCGUGAGGCAGCCACCAAUGGAGUUCUGCUCUAUCUAGAAAAAGAGGACAAGGUCUACCUAAAGCUGGAGAAGGGAAAUCUAGUUGGUGGAUGGCAAUACUCAACAUUUUCUGGCUUUCUUGUGUUCCCUCUGUAAAAAAAAACCUCCGAAAAAAACGAAAAGAAGAUUGUAAGCUCACUGACUUCUUCAUAAUGUGUUGUCACUGUAUAAUCAAAACAUUGCUGCUGUGUCUGUUGGAUCCUGCCAAACGGUUGAAAGAUGAUAGAUGGAAAUGGAUCAAAACAGAGAGAGGAAAUAAGGCUUUGGAAAUCGUUCACAUUCUCUGGAAGUGCUGAGUUCCUGUCCAGAUGAAAGAGACUUGAAAUGUUCCCUAUCGCUACUGUAUGUUCCUUUCACUCAAGCAGCCUCAGAGAGGAACGCUAAAACAUCCCAAAAGUACUUUUCAAACUUUGACUAGUCGGAAUAUAUUUAGCAUACUGAUUUUUUUUCAUGGCAAUUGUUGCAUUCAAGUACAUCUGCCUUUUGGAAACUCUA